Messenger RNA from Papaver somniferum (opium poppy), 3283 nucleotides. Its product is annotated as alpha-amylase 3, chloroplastic-like. Lineage: Eukaryota; Viridiplantae; Streptophyta; Magnoliopsida; Ranunculales; Papaveraceae. Gene Ontology annotation, molecular function: calcium ion binding; alpha-amylase activity. The transcript has 13 exons. Gene Ontology annotation, biological process: carbohydrate metabolic process. Bases 143 to 2911 code for a protein of 922 amino acids. The record is from RefSeq and is a predicted model, not a curated record.
GUCCCGAGAUGUUGACAGAUUAGAUCACACUUUUCUUACACUCUUCUCCUUCUUCAUUUCCCGAUCAUCAUAAAAAACAACAACAAGAAACUCCGUGAUCCGGAAAGACUCUUACCGGUAAAAUCUUUAUUUUUUAUUUGCAAUGGCGAUAUAUAGUGUAAUUAUUCAUCCAUGUUUAUUGGAAAUCCCUAGAUUGAAAACCAUAAAAUCAAGUCGUUUGAAUUAUCAUGAUUCUAAGUUAGGUUUGAAGUAUGAUCGUACCAAAUUCGGCUGGAAGAAUGAUGGAAGAAGAAGUUUUUGUAAUAACUAUAGUAGAACUCAUAGAAUCUGUGCUAGUUCUUCUUCUACAGAUGCAGCAACUCUCGUUGAAAAUUCUGAUACUACAGAGUUUUCGUUUAAGGAGACGUUUUUGCUGAAGCGAACUGAAAUUGUGGAGGGAAAGGUUUUUGUGAGAUUGAAUCAAAGAAAAAAGGAUGAUAAGAAUUUCCAGCUAAUAGUAGGAUGUAAUAUUCCUGGGAAAUGGAUUUUGCACUGGGGUGUAACUUAUGUUGGCGAUUCUGGAAGUGAUUGGGAUCUACCUCCACCAGAAAUGAGACCUAAUGGUUCGGUUUCAAUUAAGGAUUAUGCAAUAGAGACUCCUUUGAUGCAGUUAUCGUCACAUGUGGAAGGAGAGACACUCUAUGAAAUUCAAAUUAAUAUCAAACGUAACAGCUCGAUUGCAGCAUUAAAUUUUGUUUUGAAGGAUGAGGAAACUGGGUCUUGGUUUCAGCACAGAGGCAGAGAUUUCAAAGUGCCUCUUCAGGACUUCAUUUAUGAAGAUGCCAAAACUGACACAGGUGCAAAGAAAGGCUUCAGUAUAUGGCCAGGAUAUUUUGAUCAACUAUCAUCCAUGCUUGUUAAGGCCGAAGAAUCUCAAUCCAUCGCGCAACAAAACAUUGAUGAAGUCGAAGGCCAAAAGCAACAUAAUAAACGUAUGGAAGGAGUCUGUGGAGAACAUAUCAUAUCUAAAGAAGUUUAUUUUCACAACAUUCUCAGUGUUUCUGUUUGGAAGUGCUCCGAGGGUGAUAAAAAUUUUGUGCAUUUAGACACUGAUCUACCUGGAGAUGUUGUUGUUCACUGGGGAGUCUGCAGAGAUCAUCCAAAAAGAUGGGAAAUUCCUCCUGCCCCCCAUCCAGCAAAUACCAUUAUCUUCAAAGAGAAGGCUUUGCGAACUUCAUUACAGCCGAAAGAGAAUGGACGUGGAAGUUCGGGAUUGUUCUCCUUAGAUGCAGAACUUAUGGGGCUGGUUUUUGUACUGAAGCUAAAUGAUAAGAGUUGGCUGAAAUAUAUGGAUAAAGAUUUCUAUAUUCCGCUUUCUAGUGGCUUGCAAAACCAAACUAACCAGGACGAAACUGGAGGGCAUCUGAAGCAAGAUGUCUCUGGUUCUUCAAGGGUUGAAGAGUCUACUGGUCUUACAAUUGAAAAGCCUGCCGAGGCAAAUGAUGCAGUUGCAUAUACUGCAGGAAUCAUCAAUGAGAUAAGGAAUUUGGUUAGUGGCAUUACUUCUGAAAAGGGUCGGAAAACAAAAUCAAAAGAGUUGCAUGUAAAUAUCCUUCAAGAAAUUGAGAAAUUGGCUGCAGAAGCCUAUAGUAUCUUUAGAACUGCUUCUCCGACAUUUUGGGAGGAGGUUACUUCAGAUACUGAGACAUCGAAGCCUCCUGUAGAACUGUGCUCAGGAACAGGGUCUGGUUAUGAGAUACUGUGCCAAGGAUUUAACUGGGAAUCCCAUAAAUCUGGAAAGUGGUACAUGGAGCUCAAUGACAAAGCUUCCGAGUUAUCUUCACUUGGUUUUACUAUAAUAUGGUUGCCACCUCCUACAGAAUCCGUUUCACCUGAAGGUUAUAUGCCGAAGGAUCUAUAUAACUUGAAUUCCAGAUAUGGAAAUAUUGAGGAUUUAAAGGUGCUUGUGAAGAAAUUUCAUGAAGUCGGGAUCAAAGUUCUCGGAGAUGUAGUCUUGAAUCAUCGAUGUGCUCACCAUCAAAACCAGAAUGGUAUUUGGAACAUUUUUGGCGGUCGACUGAAAUGGGAUGAUAGCGCCGUUGUUGCAGAUGAUCCACAUUUCCAGGGCAGGGGUAAUAAGAGUAGUGGAGAUAAUUUCCAUGCUGCUCCUAACAUUGAUCAUUCUCAAGAGUUUGUGAGGAAAGAUCUUAAAGAGUGGCUCAACUGGCUAAGGAAAGAAAUUGGGUAUGAUGGUUGGAGGCUAGAUUUUGUUCGGGGAUUCUGGGGAGGUUAUGUCAAGGACUAUUUAGAAUCGAGUGAACCCUACUUUGCGGUUGGCGAAUACUGGGACUCUCUCAGUUAUACAUAUGGGAAAAUGGAUCAUAAUCAAGAUGCUCAUCGGCAAAGAAUUAUUGACUGGAUAAAUGCUACCAAUGGAACUUCUGGGGCAUUUGAUGUCACCACCAAGGGGAUCCUUCAUUCUGCACUCGAGGGAUGUGAAUAUUGGCGACUAUCAGAUGAAAGCGGAAAACCACCUGGGGUUGUUGGGUGGUGGCCUUCACGAGCUGUUACCUUUAUAGAGAAUCAUGAUACUGGCUCUACUCAGGGUCAUUGGAGAUUCCCACGUGGUAAGGAAAUGCAGGGAUAUGCCUACAUCUUGACACACCCUGGAACACCCUCAGUCUUCUUUGAUCACAUUUACUCCCAUUACAUGCCAGAAAUUUCGGCACUGAUAUCCCUUAGAGACAGGAAAAAGCUACAUUGUCGGAGUACUGUUGAAAUAACCAUGGCGGAAAAGGAUGUGUAUGCUGCGAUAAUUGAUGAGAAUGUUGCAAUGAAGAUUGGACCUGGGAAUUAUGAUCCUUCUAGUGAGUCCAAGAAUUGGGUGUUAGCGGUGGAGGGAUCAGACUACAAGGUUUGGGAAACAUCAUGAUAAAACACAUUCAAAUUUUCCUUCACAUAGGUAAAAAUUUUAAACGUCUUGAGAUUGCUGAUGGCAGUCAAAACCACAAAAGGAUACAAGCAAAUGCAUUCCCAAAAUAACAAGUUAGUGUUGUAAUAGCAUGUUUUGUAUGUUUCAGUUUUAGUGUGUAUAUAAAUAAGAUUAGCAUAACCUAGCAAACACUACAUGAACAGUGGAACCAAUAGAAUUACAUUUAAGCUACAGAAUGUAAAUCUGUAUUGUAUUAUUGUUGAGUGCCAAUAACAGUUCCCUUUUCUGGCCCCUCAGACUUAGAUCCAACUAUGAGGUUUAAGUUAAUAUUGAGUAUUCAUAUUUGGAUAGAAAUAAAUUGCACUUUCUUCA